UCAAGGAAGUAAUUAAUUUUAAUCAUUUACAAUGAUUAAACUGGUUGUGUGUUUGUGGGUUGUAUCUUUGAGUUAUUCUGUUGCUCUCUCUGGUUUUCCCGCAAAUGCAGAACAUUACACCUAACUUGGUUUAGUCAGAUGCUCUUUUUUUUUCUCAAAGAUUAUGAUUACAGUUUAGGUCUAUUUUAAUUAUAAUGGAAAGAUUGUUAUUUCUCAUCUUCUUGGGUCCUUUUUAUGCAACCCAAGUACAAGCCCUUCCUCAGGCUGAACUAACAGUGAAUUCAUCAAGAAUCAAAGACACAGAUAAAGUCACCUUAAGCUGUCAGGCUCCAAAACAUGUUUCUGUUCAUCAGUGUCGUUUUUAUGUAAACGGAGGAACUCAGAGAUCUUUCCCCUGCAAAAACACAUUAACAGGAACUGAGCUGCUGUUCAUGUCUAAGCAAAGUUCCCCCUCUGUGGUUGCUGUCAGAUGUUAUUACACUGUAAUAUAUGGGGCCUUAGACUCUCCAUCUCCCCACAGUAAUAUAUUACACAUCAUUAUUGAUGUAAAACCGCAACUGGCUGUAAAUUAUUAUAAGGGUCAUUAUGCUAUCUUCACCUGCUCUCUGGCUGGAUCUGUGAAACAUGACACAACAUGUAACCUGUACUUUGGAGAAUCAAGUCAUCCAGUCAAAACAAAGACUGUAACGAGGAACUCAAGAACAAAUCAAUGGUCCUGCCAGACUGAGAUUCCAGAAGAUGAAAUACUGAGUUACCUACAUGUAGUUCAACAGAAGGAGGUCAGCUGUGAUUACGUUUUGGAGAAUGAUGAAACAUUUUUAACGGCUCGUAGUGAUCCAUACAGCUUCGCUGGUAUGACUGAGUCAACAAUGGGUACGACCAGUGCCCUCACAACAACCAAAUCAGUGACUCCUCGUGUGUCUUCUAUUCGUGAAGGGGGGAAAGGCAAAAAAGAAGAUCUCAACUCUAAAGACAAAAAUAAAGAAAUGUGGAAACUGAUUAUAGCAGCAACUGCCAGUGGACUGACUGUUCUUGCCAUUCUGAUGAUAGCAGCAUGUCUCCGAGCCAAAAGAAAGACAGAAAAAGGAUUGCACAAAAGAAAAAGAAAUGACUCUACAGUUCCAUCUGUAUGGGUAAAAAUGACUGACAACACAGAAAUGUUACCAGAAGAAGAAGAUGGAGUCUAUUGUAUCAUCCCAUCUGUAGCUAAUACUGAUUGUCAAACAGGUCAUGGGGAAUUUGCCACCAAAAAGCUAAAAGCUGAUGAUCUUGAUAUCUACCAUCUAUACUGCACCAUCCCCGAUUGACCUCCUUCAUCAACUAAGGAUAAUGAAAUGUGGAGCCUGCAUCGGUGCCACUCACACAGUGAUACAGCUUGUUUCAUGAAGACAAAACCAAAUGCCCUGAAGACAAUAAUUGGCUACACUGUAUGUUCCAAAUAUAAAAAAAUAAUGUAUAAUCGUGGUGACGUUAUUCUGUGAAAUGUCUUUGUGAGACGAGAAAUUAUCUUAUUACCAAUAUUUCAUUGACAAUCGGUAUAAAGAUCAUAGACAUUAGUGGGAGUUUUUAAAGACAAUCUCAAAUGGGAAUAUAGAUACCAGAUAAUCUCAUCUUGUUUACCCAUUUUACUCCAAGUUAUUAUAUAACUUGUUACAAUAGCAAGGCUGCCAAAGCUUGAUAUCAUUAUUUUAACAUUUCAUUUUUUUUAAGUUCUCUUUUAUUUUUCUGAGGUGAUUUCAAAACUAUUUUCCUCCAAACUGCUGUGUGUGACUGUGCAGGCAGCAUCAGUAGGCUACUUACUUAUGAGUGCUACUUAAAGCAUUGCUGUUCAGCUCUAUCUGAGCUAUAGUUUCAAAGCAAACAUGGUGAAUAUCUGCCUCAAUCUUAAAUAUGUCAAAUAACCUGGCUAUGAAUAAAAAUGGCUUUGGUUGAAAAGUGAAAGUGAAAAUUUACAGAAGCACAGAAAUGUGGAGAGCAACUCAAUGAAUUGGCUUUUGACAUCAAAGCAAACAAACAAACAAACAAACAAAUCAAAAAUAAAUAAAAACAACAAUUCUGCACUCAGCAUGGCUACUCCUGUCAUUUUCCUUAAAGCUUCCUUACUUUGAGUGUUUAUAGCAGUUCUUUCUUAUUAUGUAACAUUUAUUCAGUCUCAGAUGUGCCUACAUGUGUUAACCUUUGGUCAUUUUGCAGCUCAGAAAAUUAAUUGAAUUUUCUUGUUUGAACUGCCUUUAAUUAUGUAGAUAACCAAACCUAAACCAAUCAAGGAAAGGGUUUGAUUUGAGGCGUUAGGCAUUUUAUUUAACUAGCGCAUGCGUUUUUGCAAUACAUUUAAAAUUGUAUUUAAAACACUACAAAUAAUUCAAACCAAAUUUUUUUUGUAAAGCAAAUAAAAAAAAAAAAACAACAACUUUAAAAUGACUGAAUAAAAAUCUUUGAAAAAUAUUUACCCGAAGCAGAGGUGACAUUAACACUGGAGUGAUAAGUAAUCACAGAAAGUAUAGCAUCGUAAUGGUUUUGUUUAAGUUUUCUUUUUGAGUUUUACUGUUGUUGUUUUUUUCAAUUUUUAGUUGUUUUCUGGUUGUAUUUGACUUCUUAUGUAUUUCUUGUUUACCCUAUUUUGUCCUCUUGUAUCCGUCUCCUUCCAAUAGCUCCCUUCUAGAUUCUUCUGUCCACACCUGUUCCUCGUCUGCUAAUUAGUCCUCCCAUUGUUUCUGUCUCCCAUAUAUACAUCUCCUGUUCAGUCAGUCUUUGCGGGGUUGUCGUCGUCAUUUUUUGAUCCUCAUGUCUGAUUUACCUAAAGUCAUUUAGUUCUUGGUUUCCUGAAUUUGUUCUUUGUGGGUUUUUGUCUCAUUUGCCACCGUUUCUGGAUAUUAAACUUGCAAGAAACCACCUCAGCCUCCAUCUCUGCAUUUGGGUUCUUCAAACCUCCGCUCGACCUAACAAGCAUGAGUAUUACCGUUUUUCUGGGGAUGAUAAACUCUACCAAUGCAAACUGCUGGGUCACAAAAUUCAGCAGCACAACAGACAUAGACAUGCCUUGACUCCUACGCAGAUGAUCUGGGUUAGACGCAUAUUUUAUGAUAGUGGCAUGUUCUGUAU
Messenger RNA from Cyprinodon tularosa, 3102 nucleotides. RefSeq lists its product as uncharacterized. Bases 195 to 1307 code for a protein of 370 amino acids. The transcript has 13 exons. NCBI's taxonomy places the organism in Eukaryota, Metazoa, Chordata, Actinopteri, Cyprinodontiformes, Cyprinodontidae. The record is from RefSeq and is a predicted model, not a curated record.